Messenger RNA from Phyllopteryx taeniolatus (common seadragon), 1236 nucleotides. RefSeq names its product geminin coiled-coil domain containing (gene gmnc). Gene Ontology annotation, cellular component: nucleus. The transcript has 4 exons. Lineage: Eukaryota; Metazoa; Chordata; Actinopteri; Syngnathiformes; Syngnathidae. Gene Ontology annotation, biological process: negative regulation of cell cycle; negative regulation of DNA replication. The record is from RefSeq and is a predicted model, not a curated record. Bases 1 to 1113 code for a protein of 370 amino acids.
AUGAAGGCGACGGGCCGUCCGCCCGCGUCGGCGGACUGCCGGCAGCCGCCGCUGUUGUCCCGUCCCGCCCUCAUUAGGCUCCCGGCGGGGAGGCGGAACGGGAGGCGGGGCGGGCGGGAUUUAGCAUCUGUGCUCACUCCACUUGGUCCAGUUCUGGUGGUGGGAUCCCGAGACCCGGGUCUUCCCCGCAUCCAGGAGGCAUCAAUUGAUGUCAAACGUUUGUGUGUGUGUGUGUGUGUGGCAGAGGCGUGUGUGUUGAGCAGGUCUCCCCCUGCCGGUGGGUUGUGGUCAGAGCAGUUGCCGCCUCACCUGCACAGGAACAAACAGCUUGAGGACGCGCUGCGGCGGCGGGACGAGGAGAUGGGUCGCCUCCGGGACGAGAACGACAAACUGCGCCGAUUCCUCGACCGGUCGUCCGGCGACCUAAACCAAAAGUUGAGCGCCGACAGAACCAGGAAUCUGAACCGGAAUCGGCCGUACCACGUCGGACGGUUCCAGAACUCCGCUCGGCGCCACCUUCAGGUCACCAAGCACGUUUGUCGGAACCUUAGCUCCGAGUUCAGUUCUACCGAGUUCAGUUCCGACGAAUCCGGUACCGCCGCCUCCGAACCUGCGCCUGACCUUUGGGUUCUGAGGACUCUCGGUCUGAAGGACCCGGCCACCGUCGACACGUCCUCACCUCUCACCCGCAAAAUCGAGAGCCACCGGUCAGACUUCAGCCACGAAGGUCCGCAAAGUCCUCCCGCCUUCUCGGCGUCCACUCCAAACCGCAGCGGUCCGCCCCCAGGACACCUGUUUCCCGAGGAGACUCGCUUCGGCCAGGCUCCUUUCAGCGAUCCGGUCCCGAACUGGUCCCGUACCCCGCAGACUCCAUGCCGAGUCAAUUGUCCCGAAGGGGGACGUCCGGACUUGGCCUUUGCGAUGUCCCUGAGCCCAGCCAGUAGCGUGAAGACCCUCAGCUACCCUCAGGGGCAGGCCUUCGUCAGGACGGAUCCCAAAGGAGGCUACAACUUCACCUGGUUGCCUACACACACCUCCAGAAACCAGGACCUGGGUGGUGGACUUGAUGGGCCACGCAAACCCCAAGACCUAAGACUACUUCAUGGAACCUGACUCAUAGAUUAUCAUUCACUUAUGCCUAACUCAGAACCAGUUUGUCUCCCUGAGGCCACCGUAGCCAAGUGUGUAGGUUGCUAAGCUAAUCGUUGUAGUUAGAAAUAAACAUGUUGAUGUACA